AUGCCCCAUCUUACUGUUAAUUGCCCGUUGUCAUGGAAUUCAGAUGAACAGAAAACUCGAUCGUCUUUAUCGAAGAAUACAAGCUUGAAAGUGGGAUCUCCACCUCAAUUUUAUCACGAUAUAAAGCAUUUAGGUAUUCAACUACCAGACGAGGAAUUGUCCACAAUUCAGUUGACUGGUCCAUCUCACCAUAAAUUGGGUGCUAUGGGAGGGACCAAUUCUCAAGAUCAAUGCAUUUCAUCAGAAUCUGAUCAAGAUGAAGGUUCUGUCAAGGGUGUGGAAGGUCAAAUGAAGCAGGUUUUCUUCUUGAAUAAUCAAGAUAUGAUGUACAAUCCUUCACAAGUUGGUCACAGCCAUGCGAUGGCUCGAGUUCCGUAUCCUUAUGUUGAGCCAUGCUUUGGUGGAUUAUUCACUCCUUAUGGGCCACAGGCUAUUAUUCAACCCCAGAUGGUGGGGAUAGCACCUGCACGAGUCCCACUACCACUUGAUCUUGCAGAUGAUGGACCCAUUUAUGUCAAUCCGAAACAGUACCAUGGAAUCCUCAGAAGGAGACAGUCACGUGCAAAGCUUGAGGCCCAAAACAAACUUGUCAAAACUCGAAAGCCGUAUCUGCACGAGUCUCGGCAUCGUCAUGCGAUAAAUAGGGUUAGGGGAUCCGGUGGACGCUUUGUCAGCACAGGAAAGCUCAAAAAUCCUGAUCGGUCGAGCACCAGUAGCACCCAUUGUGUCGCAGACUCUAAUGCCUUUCAUCCAAGUAAAAGUAUAUCCGAGUGUGAUAAUCAUGAAUUUGAAACUGGUCAACAAGUUGCUUCCCUUACAACCUGCUCUGACACCACCACCACAACCCGUGUCUCCGACGGCAACGGUGACACCAUCUUUCAGCAGCCUGGACGCAGGUUCUCAUGCAUUGCUCCACACAUGGGCGGAGCCAUGCAAUGCAAUGGAUGCCUCGUGUCUGGUGGCGCCCGCCACCCUGCUUCAGUUGUCCGGUGAGACAUGGGAAUACACAAGACCAUCUCACUGGUCUGGCAACUCAUCCUUGGCUUUGUCACUCUGUAUGUUUCAUGCUUGUCUUGCAAAAUGUACUAGAUAUGCCCACACUUUAUAAAGACCUCGCUGCUUGGUUUGUGCUUGUAAUUCUACUUUGAUAUAAAUUAUAAUACAUUACUUAGGUAGUUGUUAUCCAA
Molecule: messenger RNA, 1187 nt
Organism: Alnus glutinosa
Lineage: Eukaryota; Viridiplantae; Streptophyta; Magnoliopsida; Fagales; Betulaceae
Product: nuclear transcription factor Y subunit A-3-like
Biological process (GO): regulation of transcription by RNA polymerase II
Molecular function (GO): RNA polymerase II cis-regulatory region sequence-specific DNA binding; DNA-binding transcription factor activity, RNA polymerase II-specific
Source: RefSeq, a predicted model, not a curated record